ACAAUUCUUAAGAGGCUGGACCGGCGCAACAAAAGGAGGAAGUCACCUUUCUAAGUUCAGCAAAGCACACCGGUUUAUACCUGGCAGUCAAACGGAGGAGGCAGUCGCAGCUGUGCUUUCAGGAACAUGUCAAGAACUGCUGCCAACAGCAACUCAAAAACACAUUUGAAUCAGAAUGGACUGAAAAGCGAAGAUAUCAAGAAAAAUGUCUACCACAACAACAGAGAGAAAAAUGGCCCAGGGACUGGUGUUGCCUCCGGGCAGCACAGGCAGGAGUCCUUUGAACAGGCGCCCAUGUACGUGGCUGUCAUGACAUACCUGGGCUUUGGCAUUGUCACCCUGUUUGGCUACCUCAGAGAUUUCCUCAGAGCUGUGGGCUUAGAGAAGUGCCACCUUGCCCAGGAGAGAGAGGAACAGAAGGAUUUUGUACCACUUUACCAAGAUUUUGAGAACUUCUACACUCGAAACCUAUACAUGAGAGUACGAGACAACUGGAACCGUCCCAUAUGCAGCCUGCCUGGACCAGUCUUUGACCUGAUGGAGAGGGUGUCUGAUGACUACAACUGGACAUUCAGGUUAACCGGGAGGACGAUACACAAUGCCAUCAACAUGGGCUCUUACAACUACCUCGGUUUUGCUGAGAACAAGGCUGAUUUCCUGAAAACUGUGGCAGACAAAACGCGCCAGUAUGGGGUUGGGGUUUGCAGCACAAGACAGGAAAUAGGUAACCUGAACAUCCAUGAAGAGCUGGAGAAACUGGUAGCCAGUUUCCUUGGAGUAGAGUCCUCCAUGACAUUUGGGAUGGGUUUUGCCACCAAUUCAAUGAACAUUCCAGCACUUGUUGGCAAGGGUUGUUUGAUUUUGAGUGAUGAGCUCAACCACACAUCUCUCAUCUUAGGGGCCAGACUGUCAGGAGCAACCAUCCGGGUAUUCAAACACAACAACAUGCACAGUCUGGAUAAGAUGCUAAAAGAGGCGGUUUGCUCAGGGCAGCCUCGGACUCACAGGCCUUGGAGGAAGAUCCUCAUCAUGGUGGAAGGCAUCUAUAGCAUGGAAGGCUCAGUGGUUCAACUACCUGAGAUCAUCGCUCUGAAGAAGAAGUAUAAAGCUUAUCUGUACCUGGAUGAAGCCCACAGUAUUGGAGCAGUGGGACCAACAGGCCGGGGAGUGACUGAGCUGUUUGGAGUGAACCCAGCUGAUGUGGACGUGAUGAUGGGAACCUUCACCAAGAGCUUUGGGGCUGCCGGAGGCUAUAUUGCGGGGAAAAAGGAGCUGGUGGACUACCUGCGCAGUCAUUCUCACAGCGCAGUAUACGCCUCAGCCAUGUCCCCUCCUGUCACCGAGCAGAUCUUACGCGCCAUGAAGUGCAUUAUGGGAAAAGACGGGAGCACAGAGGGCAUUAGACGGAUCCGCCAAUUGGCAGAGAACACCAGAUACUUCAGGGCCAGACUGAAGGAGAUGGGCUUCAUCAUCUACGGCAAUGAUGACUCACCUGUGGUUCCAAUCCUGCUCUACAUGCCAGGCAAAGUGGUGGCUUUUGCUCGAGAAAUGCUGGAGAGAAAAAUUGGUGUGGUGGUAGUCGGCUUCCCAGCCACACCGAUUACAGAGGCCCGAGCUCGCUUCUGUUUGUCUGCAGCACACACCAGAACCAUGCUGGACCAGGUGCUGCACCAUCUGAACGAGGUGGGAGACACUCUCUGUCUGAAGUUCUCACGGCGAAAAUAUUCCCCUCAGCCUGACCUCUGUGAUGAGACAGACUUUGAGCUGGACAGCUGAUAUGACCCUUGACACCUUCACUUCACAGUGUCAAAAUUAAGUCUAAGUGUCCAUGCCACAGAAGACCCAUAAAUGCACAACAUAAAGUAACACCCAUGUCUCACUGCAGAAAAGGGGCCAAAUGUUUGGCAGCUGCUUUUUAUACAUUUGUAAAAUAUUGUGAUUUAACAGAACGCUUAUUUUUGCUUCUUAAAACUAUAUGAACUCUUGAAAUACAUUUAUUUGUGAAAACAUACAUGAAUUAUUGCACAAGAAUUGAUGUAUUGGUCUCAAAUCUUAGUUAUUUUUCUUUUUAUACUGAGACAAAUCACACAUUUAAAGCUCAGUUUGGAAGUCCAGUUAGUCUGCACAUUUGAAGAUUGCACAUUUAAAAUUUUAGAUCAAUAGAGGGCUCUUCUUUUUACACAGUGUUUACUUGUCUAUAUUUAGACGUUAUAAACUUUAUGGAAGCAUUUUUUGCUUCUCAUAAAUCCAUAUUAGACAUAUUUCUUUAAAAAGCUUGUGGUGGUUAUUAUUAGAGAGUGUAAGAAUUAAGAUGGAAAGAUCUCAGUUACUAAAGUAAUAGUAUGAUGAUGAAAAAAGCAUUUGUAGUUUGAGUUGAAUUUCCCCUCUGGUGUGCAGCUGCAUUACUAAAAUUUUGAGUCUGCUGAUUUUCAUUUUCAUUUUCAUUUCUAUCUAAUAAAACACAACCAUCACACAUGAGAACCUCCUGCAUGUGUUUUGGAAAAGGAGGGUUGAUUAAUUAUCCAAACAACAGGUUUCUAAAAGUCCUGACCCUUCCCCAUGGAACUGUAUUAAUUUCCUGACACACUAAAUUGAAUGAUCAAAAGAUGACAAAGAUUCCUUUCCAGUGUUCCAUAGUGAAUCGGUUUUAUAAAAAAUGUCCUCUAUGUAACACCACUUUCAUCUCAGGAUUAAAUGAUAACCUUCCUGUAACUAAUAGAUCAUGGAGCAAUUACUUUGUUGACAUACCAUUAAAUCUCAACAACUCCUGCGCAGAAUAAAAAAGGUGUUAUGGCUUG
Messenger RNA from Lates calcarifer (barramundi perch), 2798 nucleotides. RefSeq names its product serine palmitoyltransferase, long chain base subunit 3 (gene sptlc3). Gene Ontology annotation, molecular function: pyridoxal phosphate binding; serine C-palmitoyltransferase activity. Lineage: Eukaryota; Metazoa; Chordata; Actinopteri; Centropomidae. Gene Ontology annotation, cellular component: serine palmitoyltransferase complex. The coding region runs from base 127 to 1776 and encodes 549 amino acids. The transcript is spliced from 12 exons. The record is from RefSeq and is a predicted model, not a curated record. Gene Ontology annotation, biological process: ceramide biosynthetic process; sphingosine biosynthetic process.